This is a messenger RNA of Emericellopsis atlantica, 2315 nucleotides long. RefSeq lists its product as uncharacterized. The transcript has 2 exons. Lineage: Eukaryota; Fungi; Ascomycota; Sordariomycetes; Hypocreales; Bionectriaceae. The record is from RefSeq and is a predicted model, not a curated record. The coding region runs from base 347 to 2029 and encodes 560 amino acids. Gene Ontology annotation, biological process: phosphatidylcholine biosynthetic process.
AGCAAGCAGUGCGGAAAUCUGAGCGGAGACAUCUCCAUGCCCCACACAGUACGCAAAUCGGCGAACCCACGACUGGAGCUCAAGACCCUUCUCCAACAACAGGAAGUCGUGCCCACAGUCAAGUUCCCAGCUCCUUUGCUGGGAAGUCUUGAUACCACUCCUCACCACCAAAUGGAGAGCUAUUUUCUCUUCCACAUAUAUGCCGACGCCGCCAGCCACCUCUCUGCUUGCCAUAAAUCGGAGGAUUUGAUCACUCUCAACCGCUCUGGGCUUUAUCAAAGCCCGACUGUCGACUGAUCCGAAGCCCAGUUCGUUCAGCCUUAUCCGCAAAUUCGAAACGUGCGCGAUGUCACGCAAACCAGAAUCUGCUCCGGCAUCCGCAGCGGCGAAUGAUUCGGGCGUUCAACCGCCGCCAGAGAAUGAUUCUGCGUCGCUGCUGAGCUUGUCCCCGCUGGACGACGCCCUCCUUGAUACCCCGAUGCUUGGUCCGACGACCCCGAAGAGCCCAAGACUAUCGAGGAAUCCUUCCUUCUCUGGGAGCAGCUCGUAUCAAGAGGACUGGGACGCGUUGCCGCCAUUGGACAGACUCACUGUGCUCGACUUAUUGGAUAACUUUGCCCUGCCACAGCAGCUGGAGAAGCUGCAACGAAACUUCUCGGCUCAAACAGACAAGGUCCGGAGGUCCAAAGAUGCCCUGAAAUCCAAAACACAAGUAGCUCGGGAGCGUCUUGUGGACGAAUGGCGACAACGUUUGCCGUCUGCGGAUGAGCAGCUGGACCGGUACAGAAAGCGUAUGAGGCGACGCGUCGAGAACCUUGGGAAACAAUGGAACGACACGAAGGCCAUUAGUUUGCGCGAGAAGAUUUCGUUCAUUUGUGGCGUUAUGAACAUCUUCAUCAGCGGAUAUCUGAUCGGCGCGUAUCCUGAGUACUUCCACAUCUGGUACACUGUCCAGCUCAUGUACUUCAUGCCCAUUCGGUUCUUUACCUAUCGCCGCCGCGGUCUGCAUUAUUUUCUGGCUGAUCUAUGCUACUUCACGAACCUUCUUGUUGCGCUGAGUCUCUGGGUCUUCCCGAACUCGAAACGACUCUUCACCUCGGCGUAUUGCUUGGCCUUCGGGAACAAUGCUGUGGCAAUCAUCAUGUGGCGCAAUUCCCUCGUAUUUCACAGCUUCGACAAGGUCACCUCAUUGUUCAUCCACAUCAUGCCUUGUGCGACUCUGCAUUGUGUCGUCCACUUGCUUGAUCCUGAAUGGCAGAUGGAACGGUUCCCAGCUAUAUGGGCAAUCAAAAAUGCUGAUCCGGGAUCGCCGUCAGCGUACGCUAAUGUGUUCUCGAUGCUUGCUUGGAGCACGCCGCCUUAUGCCUUCUGGCAGAUCUCCUACUACUUCUUCAUCACGGUAAGACGCAGGGAGAAGAUUGCAGCGGGUCGACCCACGUCCUUCACAUGGCUGCGUCGCUCGUACUCCAAGACUUUGAUUGGCAAGCUCGUGCUGUCUCUUCCAGAUAGCCUGCAAGAGACUGCUUUCAUGCUUAUUCAGUACGCAUAUGCCUGUCUCACGAUGGUCCCUUGUCCUUUGUGGUUUCUGAGUCGAUGGGCUUCCGCUGGGUUUCUCAUGGUGAUUUUCUCAUGGAGCAUCUACAACGGGUCAACAUACUACAUCGAUGUAUUCGGCAAGCGUUUCCAAAAGGAGCUCGAAAGUAUGAAACAAGAAGUCCUGAAAUGGCAAAGUCUGGCGGACGCUGGGCUACAAUCACCUCCCAUGGGUCCUCAAACGGAACCCGCCACGCCCGCCGCCGAAAAGUCGGAUCAGCUACUUGGCUUUGGGGCUUCAGCAGCGUCGCUCAAUAGCGACAGACAGAAAGCAAGUGCACAGCAGCUCACCGAGGGCAUCGACAGCACUUUUGUGCCAAGCAUCAACUCCGCCAAGAUUCCGCUGCUGGAUGAGGACGUUAAGGGGUCGUCCGGUGUUGACGCAGGCAAUUCAGACUCUGUCCACGAGCGGAAGAGCACAUCUGCCCGGCCGUAAGGCACUCAGACAGGGUUUCGCUUGUUAUGUGCGGUUGUAUUAUCUUCCGGCCUCUGCUGCCUACAUGGUAGUGAAUCUGAUUGUCGGUGCACCACUGUUGAACAUGGCACCGGGAUUCGUAUAUGAUGGGCGCACCAGGCUGGAUAGCGGUCUAUUUCACCAAAAGCGUGUAAUUAGAAGGCCGGGCCCAUACAUGGGCGAUGGAAUCUAGCGAUGUUUCAUGCUUUUCGGACGAUAAUAAUGACAAGUGCCGGGCUAUUUAUUGAGAGCUGAAGCUCGUGUACUC